This is a messenger RNA of Myxocyprinus asiaticus (Chinese sucker), 903 nucleotides long. RefSeq lists its product as uncharacterized. NCBI's taxonomy places the organism in Eukaryota, Metazoa, Chordata, Actinopteri, Cypriniformes, Catostomidae. The record is from RefSeq and is a predicted model, not a curated record. The transcript has 3 exons. The coding region runs from base 1 to 903 and encodes 300 amino acids.
AUGGCAUAUUUCAACAAUCACAAUGCCGACCCCAUGCGUUAUGUGGCCUAUUACCAGAAUCAGGCCGGCAAUGGACUCCCCGGCUAUGCUGGGGGCGGGGUAAGGUAUGGAGCUGGGCUCUUUUACAAAGACACGGUUGGUCAUAUGGAUGUGGCAGACCCCGCUGGUGGUAAUCGCGGUCUGACAAAGAGAGGGGCCUUUACCAAUGCCAGUAAUGUGGUUGAGCUACUCGCACCCGUUCACAGUCAUAUUUUCUUUCAAGAAAAACUGAUGCUUAACGGGGUGGACAUUAAAAUUCACAUGACGAGAGCUGUGAGAUUGGGACAUGCACAAGCACUGCUCUCAACAACUGCCAAGUACCCCAUCGACAGAGUGUGCCUGAAAAACUUCUCAAUUCCUGCAGGCUCACGAGUCUGCAAUCAAGAAAUCUUAUUCUUAGGAACUCUACCAAAAUCUGUUGCUCUAGCGAUGACUGAUAAUGAUGCGUUUACAGGAUCCUAUAAUAAAAAUCCAUUUGCAUUUAAAAACUAUGACCUAGAAUUUUUUGCCAUUUAUCUGGACGGACAACAGCACCCAGCGAAGCCUCUGCAGCCUGAAUUUGAAAGUGGUUCUGCAGUGCGGGAAUUUUACCAGUUAGCAUUGGCUUCUGGAAAUCAUCUUAAAAAUCAGGCUCCAUCUAUUGACACGGAGGACUUUCUGCAUGGCUAUACCCUCUAUGCAUUCAAUUUCACACCAGAUGAGGAGUGCAGUCAGCACAUAUCGCUUAUCAAGUCUGGAAAUAUUAGACUAGAAGCUCGUUUUAGACAACCGCUACCCCGAACGAUCAACUUAAUUGUUUAUGCCAUAUUCGAUAGCAUCAUCGAAGUGUCAAAUUGCCAACAGAUCCUGGUUGAUUACUAUUAA